Molecule: messenger RNA, 2235 nt
Organism: Microdochium trichocladiopsis
Lineage: Eukaryota; Fungi; Ascomycota; Sordariomycetes; Xylariales; Microdochiaceae
Product: glycoside hydrolase superfamily
Exons: 3
Biological process (GO): carbohydrate metabolic process
Molecular function (GO): chitin binding; hydrolase activity, hydrolyzing O-glycosyl compounds
Source: RefSeq, a predicted model, not a curated record
AUGUGGCAUGCGGAUGACGUAGCUGUUGCAUCCAUCAACGAGAGGCCUUUCCCGGAUAUGCUGCAGGCCGUGCGGCAUCUGAAGGAAUACCUGGGAGCUGAGGCACCGAGCUGUCACGAGAAGAUACUCUUCAUUUAUCUACGCGGCACUCUUGUUGGGCUUUUCUCUGGCAGCAGGGUCGAUCAUCACGAGACGUCGGCAUCGAUUCUCGACCAAUUCUCUGAUCAAUUGCAACAGAAUCAAGACGCUUUGCUCAGUAGCACAAGUGGACGCAUGGCUACACUAGAUCUUUGCAACAAGCAGAGCUCCACGGGAGACAUCUUUGGUGUUGUGGCUCACAUCAAUGCUGACUUUGCAGCGGUCCAACAGGUCAUGAGAGGUUGGCAUGAUGCAAAAUGCGCCACGGAUCAAAGCACCCCCAGUGGCUGGUACACCAAGUCCCUCAACGAGACCCUCAUCUGGGCAUACCCGACGGCUGUUGUCCAUGGAACUCCCUUGAACGACACCCGGAGUCUGAGAGGAAGUACCUCUUCCCUUAUUCGACGAGCCGAUUGUCGAUCAAUCACUGUCGAGGCUGGCGAUGACUGCCCAAAGCUCGCCAAGAGAUGUGGUCUGGCCGCAUUCGCCUUUGAAUCCUUCAACAAAGCGACCAAGGACCUCUGCUCAACACUCAAAAAAGGACAACCGGUGUGCUGCUCCUCGGGAAGUCUCCCGGACAUCAAACCAAAACCUGGCGCAGACGGUGUGUGCGCGUACUACGACGUCGAGUCCGGGUUCGGAUGUUACGAAAUUGCAGCCAAGCACGGCAUUACCGUCGAUGAUCUUUCCUUGUUCAACAAGAAGACUUGGGGGUGGGCUGGCUGCAAUGCGAUCCAAAACUCUCAGCGCGUCUGCGUAAGCAAGGGCAACCCACCGAUGCCGCACCAAGAUCCCAACGCCGUAUGUGGCCCGACAGUAAAAGGCUCGAAACCGCCCAGUGGCGACGAGGAACUUGCCGAUCUCAAUCCUUGCCCGCUCUCCGUCUGUUGCAAUGUUUGGGGCAAUUGUGGCACCGACAAGGACUUUUGUGUCGUCAACAGGGCAAGCACAGGGAAUCCUGGUACGAGCAAGCCGGGCGCUAACAGCUGUGUGGCUAACUGCGGAAUGGACAUCAUCAACAACUCUACUGCUCCCGCGCAGUAUCGCAAGAUUGGCUACUUUGAAGGCUGGAACCAGGAACGCAAGUGUCUCCACAUGCACGUCAACGAUAUCGACAGUUCAUACACCCACGUGCAUUUUGCCUUCGCAGAAAUCUCGCCCAGCCUGCAGGUCAGCAUCCCUGCAAACACAAAAACCCAGUGGGAUGCAUUCAUCAACCAGGAGACUGGUAGCAAUGGCUACAAGAAGAUCCUAGCGUUCGGCGGCUGGGCAUUUUCGAACGAUCCAGCAACUUCCCACAUGUUUCGCCUGGCUUUUUCGCCUAGCAAUCGAGAGACAUUUGCUACGAACGUGGUCAACUUCCUCGUAUCUGCCGGUAUCGACGGUCUUGAUUUCGACUGGGAGUAUCCUGGCGCUGAUGACAUCGAGGGGUCACAGCCUGGAGAGAAGGACGAUGGCGACAAUUAUUAUGAGUUCUUGAAGCUCGUCCGGGGUAAAUUACCCAAGGGCAAGUCUCUGUCUAUUGCUACAGCCUCGUCUUACUGGUACCUUCGCGGGUUUCCCAUCAAGAAGAUGGCCACAGUACUCGACUAUAUUGUCUACAUGACCUAUGAUCUGCAUGGCCAGUGGGAUGCUGGAAACAAAUGGGGAAGCUCCGGCUGCCCCGGCGGCAAUUGCCUUCGGUCACAUAUCAAUGCCACGGAGACGCAUAGCUCGUUAGUUAUGAUUACUAAAGCGGGCGUUCCUUCCCACAAGGUCGUGGUCGGGAUCACCAGUUACGGCAGAUCGUUCAAGAUGGCGUCUGCUGGUUGUCGUGGGCCCGAUUGCACCUUCCUUGGAGAUAAUGGGAACUCGCUGGCCAAAAAGGGGCGAUGCACAGACACGGCUGGAUACAUAUCCGAUUUCGAGAUUGGUGAAAUUGUCGAUAAGGGCGGUCUCAUCAAGACCUGGUAUGAUGAUAAGACUGACUCGGAUUAUCUGGUCUACGAAGCGACAGAAUGGGUCGCGUACAUGGGCAACGCGACAAAGCAGCGCCGUAUGGCACAAUACAAGCGUAUGAACUUUGGCGGCACUUCAGACUGGGCUAUCGACUUGCAG